Molecule: messenger RNA, 2082 nt
Organism: Patiria miniata (bat star)
Lineage: Eukaryota; Metazoa; Echinodermata; Asteroidea; Valvatida; Asterinidae
Product: 39S ribosomal protein L35, mitochondrial-like
Exons: 4
Coding region: 8-742 (244 amino acids)
Biological process (GO): translation
Cellular component (GO): ribosome; mitochondrion
Molecular function (GO): structural constituent of ribosome
Source: RefSeq, a predicted model, not a curated record
ACACGAUAUGUUUAUAAGUACAGUUACCAGUCUAGGCCUCCGUAGAACAGGCGAUUACAAAAUGGCGGCGCCCAUGAGGAGUGUUUUUUCUUACGUUCAAAAAACAGCAACAAGAAUAUGUUGCAACCGAACCAACAUCAACACCAGAUCAUUAGCGACCAGGCUUUCGGCCACUCCAUCCAGGAAUGCGCAUGCCGGACUCUACCAUGAAUCAAGGCCAGAAUUAACGACAGUUCUGUUGAGUCCAGGAAGAUCAUUACUGCAGGCUGGUCCGUUUUCACAAGCGAGGUCCUACUCAUUACUCACAGGCAGCUGUUGUGAUAGGGGGACAUUUAGGACUGGCCUCCUUCAAAGAUUAAUGUUAGCUCCUGGUGCCGCGCUGCCCCAACAGCAUCAGCCCAGUCGGACGGUGGUAAGAUUCAGCAGGAACAAAGGCAAGAAGAAGACAGUCAAGGCCGUCACGGAUCGUUUCUACCGCUUCUCCAACGGUCUGUGGCUACGAACCAUCGCUGGCCGCAACAAGAAGCGCUGGAAGAAAACCCCCGAGCGCAAACGCCGCACCAAGUGGCACGUCUUCUGCAGCAGGAGCCAAUGCAAGAAGCUGGACCUGAUGGUCACCAGCUCCUGGAAGCAGCGACGCUACUACCCGGACGACCCCCUGGAACCCUUCCAGGACCGCAACUACAAGGGCCUGCAUUUUUUCCCCGGGGAUUAUGCGCUGAAGAGAAGAAAGGACUUAUGAGAACUGGAACUGUUUGUCUUUUGAAUUAGAACAGAUAGUAGCUCAAUGCACGUUUGCCCUUUCCUGGUGAAAUUUAAGUUAACUGUGAACCCAUGCUUUACUACAAUCUCCAGAACACUUUGAUGUUUGCUUUAUAAAAUGGAUGCCUAGUGUUUACUGCAUGGACGUUGCUACGGUGUGCGGCCAUGUCACGGAAUGCCAAGCUUAUAAAGCAAACGAGCAUCCUCAAAAUCACUAUUGGAAAUCCUUGCUUAUUGACAAAAAAACAACACGCUCUCAAAAAGUAAUACAUUAUUAACUAUACAUUAAUACAUUAUUAUUAUUAUUUGUAAGCACCGCUGUCUAGAACUUCUGAGGAAAAAAACCCACACAAGAUUACUUAGGUGUGACAGCACGGAGAAUACAAUGCUAUUCAAUUACAUUAAAAUCUACAUUUCCCCAGUGGGUAAUUCCAGCGCUAUGUAAUGUCCGUACCAGAGCUUUUAACCAGUUAAUGUCGAAGGACAUGAUAACGCGCACUGGCUGUUUUUAUACACAGGCACGGCUGACGGGUUACAACGUCAAGAUUGCCUCGACUCGCCUCCGGGUGACAUCUAAACACGCUAAUCCCUCAUGUCUUUUGUACGCACACACAGUCCGUGAAGUCUGUGGAGGUGGACUGUUUGUUAAUCUCGAAUUGGCCACUGUGCACGGUCUAUUGUACAAUUUACGCUCCGUUGCACACCCCAGAGUAUCGAAACAUACAAGGUUUCGGCAAGAAAUAUCGUACAAAUAGUGAAAAUCUAAAUUUUUGGCAAAAAUAAUACUAGCACGAAGUGGUUACGAGUUCAGUGAAUAAACCUGAAAAUGUAUUUUUCUAAUCUAUUUCAUCCAUUAUCUAGUAAUGGUCAAGGAGAUUACAGACUAGGAGUUUUGGAUCAUUUCUCUAAAUCAUUACGUAUGAUGGUUAAUUGGUUGUGUUAAGGACAUGGCACUGCCUUUCAUAACCCUGGCAUUGCCCCAAUGCAAAGUUACAUAAGUGAACACACUUCAAUGCCAUUUUUUAUCGUGCACGUUUUAUUUCUUUGUGUGCACCCAGGUUUUGUGAACACUGUUGGGCAAUCUGUCUACUGUGUAUGUGUGUGAACCAGUACACGGUAGCCUUUUAUUGCAAAACAUGGAAAAGUAAAACAACGAAGAUAUGAGAAAACAAUAAAGCUUUGACCAGAAACAACAAACACAAAAUACACCAGCACGACACAAUUUACAAGUGUGUAGCGUAUGUUUUCCAAAGAUUGUCAUUUAAUUAAAAUCCAAUCUGUACAUUUCUAGUAAUAAAUAAAAAUUAAAACUAUGACUCA